GUUUAGGGGAAACAUAAUAGAUGUUAUAUUUAUUGAUUUCAGUAAAAUUGUUCAUUUCCCCUGUAUAUUAGCAUUUAAAAAGAUGAAUAUAAUCAGUGGAACAGUGAAAAUUUAGUGUUGUUUGAAAACUGACAAGAAGUUGAAGACUUCUUUUAAAAAUUAAGACUUUACUUGGCAUUAUAUUCUAUCAUCGAAGUGAAUUGUACAUAAAAGGCAGGAAUUGUACAUAUACAUCUGUUUCUUCUGCUGACACACUGAGUACUUGUGAUCAUGUUUUAAUACAUAAAGAAGACAUUGCGGUAAAAUAAAUUAUCUAAGCAAUAGUACUGAUGACAACGAUGUAUGAAACCAUAUUUUGAAGUAUUAUAUUGAAAAUUUCAACGCUUCAACCACUCAAUCAUGCAACCUUCGUGUGUUAUUGAAGUUUGUCCUGCAACACCAGUUGCCAAAGAACAUCAAAUGUCCGAAAAUAUAUCCUGUGACUCGGCUGAUACGAAUGAAAGAACAAAUGACUUUGGUUGUCCUCCUGGGGAAUCCAACAGAACUGCUGAAUCUCUAAAUUGUCCUGAAAAUCCUGUUAAUCCCUAUACAGAAAUGAAACCAUCCAAUUCUUCGCUCAGCAUCUCAUCAGUACAAAGACCAAAAUCUCCAAGGAUUCGAUCUAAUAGUAAAAGUGGAGCAACAAGCUUUACCUUUUCAAAAUCAGCCAAAUUUCCAUCUUGGCGAACACAUAAAUAUGGUAAAUACUGUUGGAAAAGUUGGAUUACCUUUGUACAUCUGGUUAUUGCUUUCAGAGCUAUAAUUGUCCGCAUUGGAUUUAUAUGCUUUACAUGUACUGCUAUUGUAACUGUUGUCAGGGAGAAAGAAGAUAACAGAUUUUGGUUCUUAGCAUUGACAAUUCUACCUCUUCUUAUUGACUUAAUUAUUGCUAUUAAUUCAUACAUUUCUGGUAAAUCAGUAGCACCAACAAUUUCAAAAUGGUUUUCCUUAUGCAACUUCACCUACCUUAUCUGUGCUUGUCCACCAAUCUGGAUUAUUGAAUUACACCAUAUGGAUCAAGCUAAUAACGCUUCUGCAUUAUAUGAAUUAAUAUCAGCUAAAAAUUCUACUCCAGCAUACUCACAACCAAUGUGGAUUGACAAAAUCCCAAUGAUGUCACGUGAAAAUGAAAGUAUGAUGAUCAUGGGUGAAGAAAUCGAGGAGUAUAUACAUUCAGUGUAUUUAACAACAACAAUGACUACGACGACAGAACCCCCAAGAACACGAAGAACGGCUCGUGAUACAUCAGCCCAUCAGAUCUUUCAUAAUAAGAGUGGAAGUACACAAAUAUCCUCCGAUGUCUUACAGUCACUAAAACUACACAACUUUUCAUUAAAAGAACGCAUACGCAUCCUGGAGCAGUUACUGCUACUGUCGGUGAUAGUUGGACGUUGGUUAAUGCCUAGGGAAGGAUUAACACGUGAUCAGUUAUCUCAACUGUUAUUGAUUAACAUUGGUACAGCAGCUGAUAUUCUAGAGUUAUUUGAAGCAUUCAAUGAACAAGAAGUACGCAGAAAUGAUUUUUUACGCACUGUUAUCUUAUCAUUAUGGCAAGCCAGUUUGUUACAGUUUUGUUUUAAUAAAACAGCUCUUAAACAACCACAUAAUUAUAAUAAUUACAAACACUGGUUGAAUAAAUCAAAUGACUUGGUUUCUUCAGUUCCCUGUUCAGCUGAUGAAAAAUCGCUGAGUGAUAUUGAAUGUGGACUGACUGUCGACAACAGUAAAUCAAAUUCAAAAAAUAAACAGCCAAGAGACAGUCUACUAACAAACCUGAAGAACUGGAGGUGGAAACGUAAACAACAUGGCGGACAAGAAGAAAUGCAUCAAUGUAUUAUUGUCAGUAGCGAAUCUGAUCCACAAAUAAAACCACAAGCAUCAGAGUCACAACAACAGCAACCGUCAGCCCAAUACCUAACACCACCUCAACCAACAAGUACGGAUCUGCCAAAAUCAGUUUCACAAAAUGACAUUGUAAGAGAUGAUGAAAAUACAAGCUGUCCAUUAUUUGGUAGUUGUAUUCUUUUGUGUCGUGAACGGCCUUGUUUAUGUUGCGAAACAGAAUUAUGGGCAAUAGGUAUAUCAUUAAUGUUACAAGAUAUACCAUUUCUUGUACUAAGGAUAACUUUGAUAGUUUAUUACAAUGUGAAAAGUUAUUCAAACGUCUUUUUUACUUGUAAAAAUACUUUACUAAUUCUAUUACAAGUAUUUCGUUCUAUUGUUAUACUCUCUGAGGCUAGUUAAAUUCUAUGUCUUAUUGCUAUAAACAACAUUAAAAUUCAUAAUUUACUUAAACUGAUUAUUCAUUAAUUUAUGCAUGCUAAUAAUAGGUAGAAGAAUAUCAAAAUAAACAACAAAAAAAACUGUCAUGUAAAUAUAAUUUCUUUAUUCCACGUAUACAUUGAUGUAAUCUAACAUUAUGUUGACAUUACAUUCAAUGAAAUUUUUUUCGAUUUCAUGUAAACUUUUUUUUAACAGUGAUUAAUUAACUUUAUAACUUUGGCUGUAACUUCAACAAUUUAAAGAUAGUUUCUUUUAUGAGAUAAACAUUAUUAAAGAGAAUGAUAUUUUCAAAAAUAUUUAGGUGUACUUGAAUAUGUUUAUAAUGCAAAUAAGUAAGAGUAUGAAGUGUG
Trichobilharzia szidati is the source of this 2672-nucleotide messenger RNA. NCBI's taxonomy places the organism in Eukaryota, Metazoa, Platyhelminthes, Trematoda, Strigeidida, Schistosomatidae. The record is from the annotation of a GenBank genome assembly.